AUGUUCCGUGUACUUGCGGUCCUGUCGAUGCUCAGCGUUGGCUGUGGCCUGGUGCUGACCGACAAAACCCAGCCCACCGUGAAUGCCAGCGAGGACGACACGGUGGAGCUGGCGGCUGAGAAGGCCGACGAAAGCAAGACACAGAACCCAGUCCCUCCGGCUGGGCUGAGCAAGAAGGAUCAAGACGAUUUCCAAGACACGAUGCUGGAUGAAGGCGAAGAAGAGAAAGAUGAAAAGGAUGAUGCCACAGAGGCAAAAAUUAAGCAGCAGGAGAAGGAGGCUGAUGUUACAAACAUCAAGGACUCAGAUGAGCCGAUGGAGCCCGCGGAGGGUGACGAGCAGAUGUGGCAGGACUUCGACAAGGUCCAAAUCAAAGUAGACCAUGUUCUGGAUGGCAGCGGUAUCCUUGAACGGGAGGAGGUUGACAGCCUGCUGCUUUCUCCUCAGAUUUCCAGUCACUCUGCAGAAAGAAGGAAGCACAUCUGGAAGACGUACCAGGUUCAAAAGCCGCUGUCUCCGGAUGUCGUCCAGAACGUCCUGGAGGAGUUGGACAAAAGCAAGGAUGGCAAGAUCGUGCAGGCAGAGUUCGAGGACCUCUACGACGACCUUUGGGAGGAGAUGUCGCAGAUGUAUGCGGCAUGCCUGGCUUUGCUCGCAGCUUUGGGCGUCGUUCCGGGUCCAUGGCAAAGACAGCCGAACGAUGGAGGCAUAAGUUGCAUAGCAGUGCCGAAAGAAUCGAUCAUGCUAGUAGUGAACAGCGAGUGGGACUUGGAGCUCGUUGCCUCAGGAGGCUACCAGAUCACCCCGGCGGCCAUGGCCGUCGGGACCUCAAGUGCAACUGCUACCCUCCGAGGCUUUGGAUCCCUUUUUGGAGCCCAGAGAAAAUCAGGCACCGUCGCUCCCGCCGGGCACUAUGCUCCAUGGCCAGGCCUUAGAUCCACUGGUGAUUCGGGGGGUUUUGGGGGGGCUUGGGGUUCUGGAUGCCUGCUUUGCACUCUGCAGGUGCCGAGCUCCUUCUUCCAUACCUCGCACGGUCGCCUGCUGAAAACAGGGGCCUUAAUAAUUAGCUAUACUGUUUUGGGAGUUCCUUAUUACAGUUGUAGUAUAAUAUGCCCCAAAACCCUGCCAGAGCCGCUGCGAGCUGAGGUUGGUGGGCGCAGCCCCCGGGUGCCAGCUCCGGUCCUUGAGCUUUGCCUCACACCCCGACGGAAUCAACCCUUCAAGAAAUUGGGAGGGACCAGACGAAGGAGGAGGGUACAGGGCCUGGAGAUGCUUCCUUCAAGCCUGCAAGUUGCGCACCUCCAUGGACGCCCUGCAAACUCUGCGUGCAGCUGCAGAGCCAAAGAAAUUCGAUACUUCCGGAGAUGUCCAUCUGAAAAUAUUUCACUCGGCCAAUGA
Symbiodinium necroappetens is the source of this 1398-nucleotide messenger RNA. The record is from the annotation of a GenBank genome assembly. Lineage: Eukaryota; Dinophyceae; Suessiales; Symbiodiniaceae.